Molecule: messenger RNA, 833 nt
Organism: Aspergillus brunneoviolaceus CBS 621.78
Lineage: Eukaryota; Fungi; Ascomycota; Eurotiomycetes; Eurotiales; Aspergillaceae
Product: dienelactone hydrolase family protein
Exons: 2
Coding region: 45-833 (262 amino acids)
Molecular function (GO): hydrolase activity
Source: RefSeq, a predicted model, not a curated record
CUCCCCUCAGGGCUCCAGGCUCUUAUACUCUCGACAAACCCAAAAUGUCCACAACAACCACCCCACGAAUUCCCCCCUGCUGCCUCCGCACCCCACCCCGCCCAUGGCCCACCUCCCCAACCGGCACAACCACCACCCUAACCACACCCCUCAAACAACACUCCGUCUACACAGCCGGCCACAACCCCACCCGCGCCAUUUUGGUCAUCCACGACCUCCUCGGCUGGACCUUCCCCAACCUCCGCCUCCUGGCCGACAGCUACGCCCACUCCGCCAACGCCACCGUCUUCCUCCCUGACUUCUUUGGGGGCGAGACCCUCCCCGCCGCCCCGAUCCUGGCCGGCCGCUGGGCCGAACUCGACCUCCAGGGGUUUCUGGCCCGCAAUGCGCGGGCCAUUCGCGAACCGGAGGUUGUGGCUUUUGCGAAGCAUGUAAGGAUAACUCUGGGGUUUGAGAGGGUUGGGGUUGUGGGGUUUUGCUGGGGGGGAUGGGCUGCUGUUCGGUUGGGGGGGUUUGAUGGUGCAGGCCAACAGCAAUACCUGGUGGAUUGCGUAUCGAUUGGCCAUCCCAGUCUCUUGACGGAGGAGGAUAUUGCCGCGGUGCAGGUGCCGGUGCAGGUGCUGGCGCCGGAGCGGGAUCCGGUAUACACGCUCCAGAUGAAGGCGUUCACUAUCCAGAACCUGCAGGAGAGGGGGGUGGAGUUCGAGUAUCGGUUUUUUCCGGGGGUGGAGCAUGGGUGUUUCACGAGGGGGGAUGAGGGGGUUCCCGGGGAGAGGGAGGCGUUGGGGAGGGGGAGGGAGGCGGUUGGGUGUUGGAUGGGUGGGUGGUUGUAG